UGACUUACAAGACACAACGCCGAAGCGGAGGCACAUUGCACUCGCUGGCAUGCUCCGCAUUAGUGAAGAUGCGCUCGAGGUGGUGUACGAUGGAUGGGGCGAGUACGACGGACGGGAGGGGUUUGAGAGCGUACGCCUUGCCGAUGGGGAGGAGAUGGUGGCUGGGCCAGCUGUUCCGGUCGAGCUGAACGAGCUGGUCGAGAGUCUGGUGUCCGAUCUCUUAGCUUUCCCGCCGCAUCCGAACUUGUUGGCGGUCAAGGGCGUGGCCGAGGCGGUAGAUGGCGGCCUGCGUGUGCUGAUGGAGUGGACCGACUCGGAGUCGCUGCAGCGAUGGCAGGAGGACGCCGAAGAGGGCAAGAUCAAUCCCGAGUCUGUGCCGGGCAUCGUGGCGGCGGUGGCGCGCGCCAUCGAGGCCGUCCAUGCCUCCGGCGAGGUCCACGGCAAGGUCUGCCCAAAGAACGUGUACUUUGGCAAGGGGCUAGUGCCCAAGCUCCUGCCGUCAUCACUCCUCCGCCCGGAUCCGGAGUUUGCUCUCGGCCGCAUUGUUGUCGAUCGCGACGCGCUGGCGUACGUGGCGCCCGAGGUUGUGACUGGCGGCGAGCUUGGAACGGCGGCCGAUGCGUGGGCGCUGGGCAUCAUGAUCUAUGACCUGUACAACGGCGGGUAUCCGUGGUACGGCCAGCUGGAGGAGCAGAUUUUGGACCGGGUGGCGAACUGCGACCUGCCGCUUGGCCCGCAGCAGAGCUUCCCACCUGCCGCACGCGAGCUCAUUGCCGCGCUCUGUACUCGCGAUCCAGCCGCGAGGCUUGGCGCCGACGGCAUGGCUGCCGUUCUCGACCACCCGUUCUUUUCCGGCGCGUAGGAGUUUGCUGGAGCGGGGCUACGGGAGCGAGACGACAAAGCGGUGCCACGAGGCCUGGUCGUGCGGAACCACACCAGCGACGAGCGGUUCCAGGGCGUCGACGGCGGCACCGGGCACAAUCGCCUUUGAGCUCCAGGCGCGGACGAUCUGGAGGACGUGACCGGAGUUGGCGGCAGCAGCGAGGGCGUGGAUGCG
Molecule: messenger RNA, 1057 nt
Organism: Thecamonas trahens ATCC 50062
Lineage: Eukaryota; Apusomonadida; Apusomonadidae
Product: serine/threonine protein kinase
Exons: 1
Coding region: 50-862 (270 amino acids)
Biological process (GO): protein phosphorylation
Molecular function (GO): protein kinase activity; ATP binding
Source: RefSeq, a predicted model, not a curated record